Messenger RNA from Pocillopora damicornis (cauliflower coral), 6678 nucleotides. RefSeq names its product tensin-3. Gene Ontology annotation, molecular function: protein binding. Gene Ontology annotation, cellular component: focal adhesion. The record is from RefSeq and is a predicted model, not a curated record. Gene Ontology annotation, biological process: dephosphorylation. NCBI's taxonomy places the organism in Eukaryota, Metazoa, Cnidaria, Anthozoa, Scleractinia, Pocilloporidae.
GAUAACUGAUUAAUAUUCAUUAAUUUGCUACCCACGGACUCGGAAACCAGAUGCCAUAAAAACACGACCAUGGUGUACUGAGUUGAGACACAUUUGCUCGUGUUUGUUUCAUGUUAACAAAUCUAUCCAUCGAUUACUCAGCUGUGGUUUGAAUGGGAUGAACAAAGCUGUAAACACAGCUCUUGAAGGCUUUAUCUGCCCUGCAUGUUUGGUCGACUUUCCGAGUGCAUCGAAGCUUCAAGACCACUGGUUGAAGUUUCAUUCGCCCAAAGUCACCGCCAGCGGAACUGAUCGCGUUUCUGAUGAUUACGAAUCUAUACCAGAUGAUUCUUCACCGGAUUUUGCUCCUCAGGAGAGUAAAGAUCAUAACUCCUGUGAUCAUGUUUUCAAGUCUGACUUGUUAGCUGUACUGGAGAAAUGUGGCUUUUGUGGUCAAGAGAUUGAUAGCUUUGGGAAAAUAUGUGAAGGUUGUAAUUUCCAUUGCCAUGACAAGUGUGAAAAGAUGGUCAAAGAGCAGUGCUCAAGACAAAGUUCUGUCAAAUCAACACAUAGUAAAUUCAAGACAUUGCCUGAUGAAGUGGAUGUGGGGAAAAGAUCGCGGCUACCAUCACCACCCAAAAGCCUUGUGACAAACAUCUGCUAUCACAUGCGGCACAGAGUUUCCAAGAACAGAGUGCGGCAUGUGGAUGAACAUUUUGAUCUGGACAUGACGUACAUAACAGACAGAAUAAUCGCAAUGUCAUUUCCAGCCUCUGGCUUGGAAACAACAUACAGAAAUAACCUCAGAGAGGUUGCAAAAAUGUUACAGACAAAUCACGGAGACAAAUUCAUGGUUUUUAAUUUAUCUGAAAGGAGAUAUGACAUAUCCAAAUUGAAUCAUCAGGUUUUAGAUUUUGGUUGGCCUGAUCACUUAGCCCCACCUCUUGAAAGAUUGUGUAGUAUAAUUAAAUCAAUUGAUUCAUGGCUCAAGAGUGAUCCCUUGCAUGUGGUAGUUGUCCAUUGCAAGGGAGGGAAAGGAAGAACUGGAGUUGUUAUUGCUGCGUACAUGCACUUCAGUAAGAUAUGUUCAAGCCCUCAAGCUGCUUUAGACUGGUUUGCCAUGAAAAGAUUUUAUGAUGACAGUUUGGGGGGAGUCACACAGCCAUCACAGAGAAGAUAUGUGCACUACUUUAGUGAUUAUUUGGAUGGAAAAGUCAAACUGAACACGGAUCCCAUAUUUCUUCAUCAUAUUAUUGUUCAUGGAAUACCAAGUUUUGAUACCAAAGAUGGCUGUAAGCCAUUUCUUCGAGUAUAUGACGGGCUAAAACUCAUUUACACCUCAGGAGUUUAUCACGUGACGCCAGAUAUGGAAAGAAUUUGUAUCACCAUUGAAGGAGGUCUUAUACUGCAUGGAGAUGUCUUGAUCAAGUGUUAUCACAAGAACACUCUUUCGUCCGGUCGUGAUAUCAUUUUUAGAUGUCAGUUUCACACUGGCGCCGUUAGGGAUUAUGGCCUCGAGUUGGACAAGACUGAAUUAGAUGAUGCUUGUAAAGAUAGAAGAUUUCCAGACGGAUGUAAAGUAGAAUUUGUCUUUUCUGCUACGGGAAACUUUGUAUCAGAUAUCAAAAUCAACGAGAGAUUACGCUCGAUUAUUAGACAUUCGCUACAUCCAGUGGAGAAUCCUGACACUGUUCUUUACCCACUGGCUCUGGAUAACUGGUAUGACAGCACUACGGAUGGUGCGGUUUCAUCAGCAGCAGGUGCAAGUAAUGCGAAAGAAGAUUACCACAGCAAGUCUGAUAAAACAGAGCAAGAUAGUGCAGGAAAAGGAGACUCUGACGCUCUGAAACGUCCCCCUGAGUACGUACCUGGUCCGGUGAAUGGCCACUUGUACGCCCAAGUGGACAAAGCACUCAAGAAGAAAGUGCGAUCCAUGAGCUUGGAUAGUGGUGCCCGGUCAAGAGGAGCGGAACAGUUGAACUUCUUUGAAAACAGAGCAAACACUUUGAAUCGAAAAAAAGCGUACGGAUUUAGAAGCAAAGAAAAUGAGGAUUUUGGACUGACACAACCCAGUCUUCAGCACAACAAUAGCAGCAAAAUGCAGCAUUCGAGUGAGGACGGCCGGAAUAGGGAGAUGAAAUCGUUUGAUAGGCUUCUGCAAGAGCUGGGGGAAUGUUCAGAAAUUUUGGAUUCAACUUUACGACAGGCUGGAUCCGGGUCGAGAGGCGUGCAGUCAUCAGGUAUUCCUGUGGUCAACGGAGGAUCGAGGUCUGUUAUUCCUCCUGGUCCUCCUGUGCGCCAAAAGGCGAGUUUUGAAGUUGGUGAGCGUUACAGUAGGAGUGGCUUAUUAGGAGAACCGCUGCUUCCAAAUGGGAUCAGUGCUGUAAGGUACAACCAAAGUAACGGACCCUCUUUUGGAGCAACGCAUACACGAGUCCCUAUCAAACCGCCGCCAUAUUCACAAAAUAGCUCGUGGAAUGGCAAUGUUAAAACUGGGCAGAUGUCGAAUGGAUAUUCUGACGGGGAGGCGCUUUCGGUUGUCUUACACGACGCGCCUUUGUCUAAAGUGUCACCUGCCAUGUCUCCAACGUCGCCAACAUUUUUCGCCACCACUGAAAUAAUGCCAAGGACGUUAAAAGCUAAAACAGUUUCUCAUACCACUGUGGGAUACAACUUUGUUCCAAACAGCGGUGACCAUGUUGACGGUGCUGGUAGGAAUGAAGAUGUUUCCGUCGCCAGCCAAAGGACGACUUCUAGUCUUGGUCAGCAGACACGAGGUCCUAAAACCUUUGAUUUCAAUAACAAUGAUGAUAAACUAGCCGACGUCGAAGACUUUUUCGAUUUAGAAGGGCGAAAAACGAUCCAGGAUUCUGAAACGCUGCCAGAGAGGGGAAAUGUGCGUUCGAAAAUCGCCCUCCUUAGCGAUAUGCUCCAACCUGAUAAUGUGCGUCCUCCGCCACAUCAAAAUAUCAAGGGCCAUAUAAUCCCCAUGCCUGGCCUUGCUUGCUUGUCAGCGACAGAAGUGUCCAAAGAAAUUUCGAAUUACAACGCCAAGUCCUUGGCACCAGGGGAAAUAAGCCACUCGUCAGGAACUUUGUACAUCAGUGGCGCCCCGCCUAAGAGGAUUGUCGAACAAACCAAGCACGUGGCCGAGCCACCCAAAGAGACAGAUCUAACUGGGUUCAAAGAGUCGCGUUUACCUCCUGCGCAUGAGUUUCUCGUUCACAAGACAGACUUCAUGGAUCAUCACCAUGUACUUGAGAAGUCUCCUCCCAGCAGUAUUGACGGUAUAAGUUUGGAUGAAGGUGUCGACUCCAAAGGAUCUAUCGAUGAACCGACCAAUCUAGGAACCUCACCAUCUGCCAGCAGUGAUGGUCACACGGACUCAGCUUUUGGCGAAUCAAUCGUCAGUACCUCGUCAGUCUCCACGCCCGUUGCUGGUCGUUCGUCAAACCGGUUUAAUCCGGUAGCAAUCACGACAAUGAACCAAGAGGGAGAGGCUGUAACUGAUCUGGUCAGUCAACAAUCGAGUUCCAGUAAUCUCCUGGAAAGUGCUGCAGUCCAUUUGCAAGAAGCACGGGAAGACGAAGAAGCUGGAUACGCGAGACUGGAGGAUAUACGGUCCGCUAAGAAGACACAGAAGAGUCCUAGAGAUGGUGUUACCACGGAGACUCAGACCACCCUAGAGGAGACAAGCACAUCGGCCACUCCUGUAGUUGAACCAAUUGUGGAACAGAUACAAAUCACCAAAACAGCUAGUGACGUUGAAGCCAUUAAAGACAUUUUAUCAGAGAUGGCAGACUUGGGUAGCAUCAACGAGCCACAGCUUCCCCAACUUAGUCACCCUAGUACACCACAGAGCGUCAGGAGUGAAGGUCCAAACGGAAAGGGUAGGAGUCCUUUGCUGUCUGAUGGAUCUGGGUCCUUUGAAAAUGCUGUACAGCGAAAGAAAUCUCAUCCUGUCUCAGAUAAAGGCUACGGGUCUACCAACAGUGUAUCGUCUGGUUCAUCGAAUGACAAUGUGUUCCUUCCGGAAAGCCCGAAAAUUCCAGGAUUAAAAUUUGACAGAGACACUUCAGUGUUUUGGUAUAAACCAACCAUUUCAAGGACUGAUGCAAACGAUAUCCUAAAAGACUCAGAACCGGGCUCUUUUAUCAUCCGGGAUAGUCAGUCCUUCCCAGGAGCCUUUGGUUUAGCUGUGAAGGUCGCCGUGCCUCCUGCGCAUGUCCUUCAGGGACUUCAAGGAGACCUUACAAAAGUUGAUCUCGACAAUGAACUUGUUCGGCACUUUCUCAUUGAAACAACCAAGAAGGGCGUUAGGUUGAAAGGCUACAACGAUGAACCCAUUUUUGGCAGUUUGGCUGCUUUUGUGUAUCAACAUUCCAUCACUCCCUUGGCUCUACCAAUCAGACUUAAAAUGCCCGCUCAUGACCUCCUAGCUGGAGAUAAGGACCAGUCUCUUGACAAGGAGGACGGUCAAAACUGGCCCAAAGGCGCUGUUGGUUCCCUAAUGUAUCUCGGAAAGUGCGAGGUGGAAAUGUUAACUGGUGCCAGCGCUAUACAGCGAACUGUGGAAUUUCUGUCAACAGAAGAGGCUGCCAAGAAAUUCACGACAGUUAGCUUUAAGGUCACACCAGACGGAAUGACUGUUACAGAUACUGAACGAAAAGUUUUCUUCAGGCAGCAUUUCCACAUGAAGUCAAUUCUCUAUUGCGGUAUAGAUCCCAGCGAUAAAAGAUCAUUCGGUCUAGUGAUGCGAAAAACUGGAGGAGUACACAAUGAGUGUCAUUUAUUUGGAGAAAUUUGUAAGGACUGGCCAGCCAGCAUCCUCGUUAAUAUACUUAACAGGUCCAUGAAUUCGUCGACGUAACGCAGCACAAAGUAAUGUAAAACAACGCCUAGUAUAUCAGCGGAAUGUAACGGUUACGGAGAGAGGAGUCAGUUAUAUGUAAUAUCAGAUGUCGGAGGUUAAGUAAGAGAAGUUUCAAAGAAUGGUUAAAUAUGACUCGGAAACAAAGACAAGAAAAACGCUGCAAACUUUUCCGAAUUGGAAAACAAUUGCACGUCGAGUUUAUAUCGAACUAGUUACAUGGUGGACCCUGAUCAUCAACGGAAGCUUUCGGAAGUCUUCGCCACCACUUUGUCGUAUCCGGACAAUCAUCGUACUUCCGUUCUGCGUAAUCUUCCAGGGAAUAUCACUGGGAUGUAAAGGAGAUAAAAGGACUAAGUUAAUUACACAUGAAUAGAUAGAUUUUUGAUAAUGGUAAUCUUGAAUUACGAGAAAUGAAUAGAAUUUUAUAUAUUAUAUAUUUACAUAUACUGUUAUGUAUGAAUUAAUGCCAAAUUGGCUCAAGGUACAUGUAAUCUCCUUCUUGGGGAACAAAUAAGCCUAAAAAAAUCUAAUUAUAUACAGUUAAACUACGAGAAGAAAUUCUCCUGUAAUUCAUAAGGUAAGAGAAGAGAAUGAUAACGAGAAUGAUCUGCGCGUAAACUGGAAACGAAAAAGGGGAGAAUGGGCGGAUUAUUUUUUUAUUUUCGUUCGCUAAUUUUUUCUUUCUUUCCUUUUUUUUUUUUUUCCUAUUCCACCUUUACCUUUUUAGGUCUUUUGAUUUAUUGGAAAGGUCAAUCUGAGAAAGGUGAACUGCUUAUGGCUUAAUGUAUAGUAAAAGUUUGCCGCGUAGAGCGAAGUCCGCCCGUUAGAAUUUUUUUCGUUUGAAGGGAUUUGUUAAUGAAGAAACUAAUCGCCGGUAUAAAUUUAUUUGUAGGCGUAAAUGAGGUCAUUUUGAAGGGUUCCAGCAUGUAUCUCUUGGUUUUAAAUGCGUUAUGUUUUCUUUGGAAACGAGGAAACGUCGAGGUCGUUGCCAAGCCAUGAUAUCCAAAGUGAGCGUUAGAGCGAAGUAGAAAACCUUGGGUGUAGCUUGUUUUAGUUGAAAUUUAGACGAGUGCAGCGAGUGAUGUAAAUAUGUUUUUUUGCCCUAUUACAGCUCUUUAAUGCGCUGGUCAGUCAGCUUUAAACACAUAACAAGCUAAAUACGCUUAUUUCCAUUUUGUGCAUUGAAAUUCGAUGGUUGUUGAUGCUCUUUUCGAUCUCCUUCACGGAACGCGCCUCAUACGCGUUUCAGUCAAAGUGCGAAAGUGAUACUCUACUUCUAUGUUGGACAACUUGUAAGACAACUUUAAUAAUAGAAAAAAAAUCAGUAACUUCUCAUUGAAUACCUUACUGAAUUCCUCUAUGUUUUUUUGUUAUAUUUUUCGCAAGAAAUCCCAGAAAACCUCGAUGAUUUUAUGGGAAGUUCUCCAUGGGGUGAUGUCCAUUUAAUUUCUUUCCCUUAAAUUUAACGGAAAUAUUUUUACGGUAAACUUUUCUCACGACUAUCGGUUAAAAUUUGCCGUUUCUUUUUACCUUUAAAGGCUAACGUUAAACCCCGUCGAGGCCCUCCUGCGGCACUCUUAGUGCUUGGCUUCUGUAUUUGUCACAAUUACAAGUUUUUAAAGUGUUUUAAAGGUUAACGUUUCUAAGUAAAGAAUUCAUAUUAUUUUCAUAUUUUAGAAACGAGUGUAGAAAUGGCAUUCUCUCCUUAAGUAAAGUUUUGUAAAGAAUUUCAGGAUUUUGAACCAAGGGUUUUAAUUUCAUACUUAUAUCUUCUUUUGAACAGAGAAAAUAUUAAAGUGGUCUAGUACCGAAUAUUUUAAUUAUCA